AUGAGCGUCCAGGUGCAGUCCGCAACCGACCCUGGUCUCACACUGUCGAAAGAUCGCUGUGAACCUGGCUCCGUCAACAUCCCGCUGUGCAAAUGGCCCCAAACGGCACAGUCUACAUCGGUCGAUCCUGAUGUCGUUGCUACAAAGAUAGCUGAAUCAAUCAACACGGCCUUAGAGAACGAGGACACAAAAUCCAUUGCAGAGCUGUUUCUUGAAGAUGGCUAUUGGCGAGAUCACCUUGGUCUUUCCUGGGACCUGCACACACUCAAAGGAAAGGACAAGCUCACCAGCUUCCUUGCUGACAACGGUUGCCCUUUGACGAAGAUUGAGAUCGACAAGACCACGGCGUAUCGUUCGCCUCAGCUGGGAGCCUUUGACGGCACUGGCGAAGUCAAAGGUAUUCAGUUCUUUUUCAACUUCACCUCCAAGGUUGGGAGGGGUCAAGGUGUCGCUCGUCUGGCCGAGAGGGACGGGCAAUGGAAGAUUUUCACCUUCUUCACCACUCUACGCGAAAUUGCGGGCCACGAAGAAAACAUCGGCCACAAGAGGCCCAAGGGGGUCGAGCACGGGGAAAGGAUGAAUCGAAAGAACUGGCAGGAGAGGAGACGUGAUGAGAUCGACUUCAAGGAUCGGGACCCCGUCGUCAUGGUUAUUGCAGGUGCCGGCCAGGCUGGGCUGACCGCAGCAGCCCGUCUGAAGAUGCUCGGGAUUGCUGCCCUGGUGAUCGACACCGAAAACACCAUUGGCGACAAUUGGCGGAGACGGUAUCAUCAGCUCGUGCUCCAUGACCCGGUGUGGUACGACCACAUGCCCUACCUGAGGUUCCCGCCAAACUGGCCGAUCUUCACCCCCAAGGAUAAACUCGCUGAGUUUUUCGAGUCGUACGCCAAAUUAAUGGAGCUCAAUGUUUGGGUCCAGACGAACAUCGAGUCGACUUCGUGGGACGAGGGCCAGAAACGGUGGACCGUUACCGUCAAGCGCACCAAAGAGGACGGCAGCACCGAGACCCGUACCUUGCACCCCAAGCAUGUCAUCCAGUGCACAGGUCACUCUGGCAAGAAGAACUAUCCCACCGUGAAAGGGAUGGACGGGUUCAAGGGCGACGUGCUCUGCCAUUCCUCCGAGUUCAAAGGAGCGCGUCCCGAAGGGAAAGGCAGGAAGGCCGUGGUAGUUGGGUCCUGCAAUUCAGGCCACGAUAUUGCUCAAGAUUUCUACGAAAAGGGAUAUGACGUCACCAUGGUCCAGAGGUCUACCACUUGUGUCAUCUCCAGUGAGGCCAUCACCGAAAUCGGCCUGGCUGGUCUGUACGACGAAAACGGUCCCCCCGUUGACGACGCGGAUUUGUGGCUACACAGUCUACCCAGUGAAGUCCUGAAGGCCCUCCAGGUCAAGGUCACCGAGCUGCAAAACAAGCACGAUGCGAAAAUCCUCGAAGGACUCACGAAAGUCGGUUUCAAGAUCGACAACGGACCAGAGAACGCAGGACUGUUCAUGAAAUACUUCCAAAGAGGCGGCGGAUAUUAUAUCGCUGUUGGCGCCAGUCAGCUCAUCAUCGAUGGCAAGAUCAAGAUCAAGCAGGGCCAGGAAAUCGACGAAAUCCUGCCCCGCGGACUUCGCUUUGCCGACGGCAGCGAAUUGGAAGCCGACGAGAUUGUGUUCGCCACAGGGUACAAGAACAUGCGCACGACAGCAAGGGACAUCUUUGGCGACGAGGUCGCCAACCGCGUCGGCGAUGUCUGGGGGUAUGAUGCUGAGGGCGAGAUGCGGACCAUCUGGAGGAGGACGGGCCAUCCGGGGUUCUGGUUCCACGGCGGCAACUUGGCGCUGUGCCGCUACUACUCGAAGCUGUUGGCAUUGCAGAUUCAAGCGCUGGAAGAAGGGAUUGCCAAGUAUUGA
Messenger RNA from Cladophialophora immunda, 1896 nucleotides. RefSeq lists its product as uncharacterized. The record is from RefSeq and is a predicted model, not a curated record. Gene Ontology annotation, molecular function: monooxygenase activity; flavin adenine dinucleotide binding. The transcript has 2 exons. The coding region runs from base 1 to 1896 and encodes 631 amino acids. NCBI's taxonomy places the organism in Eukaryota, Fungi, Ascomycota, Eurotiomycetes, Chaetothyriales, Herpotrichiellaceae.